Messenger RNA from Micropterus salmoides (largemouth bass), 2822 nucleotides. RefSeq names its product multifunctional procollagen lysine hydroxylase and glycosyltransferase LH3-like. Lineage: Eukaryota; Metazoa; Chordata; Actinopteri; Centrarchiformes; Centrarchidae. Gene Ontology annotation, cellular component: endoplasmic reticulum. The record is from RefSeq and is a predicted model, not a curated record. Gene Ontology annotation, molecular function: procollagen-lysine 5-dioxygenase activity; iron ion binding; procollagen glucosyltransferase activity. Gene Ontology annotation, biological process: peptidyl-lysine hydroxylation.
AUGGUAUCAGUUAGUCUCAGCAGCAGCAUCAUAUCAUCGCUGGUCUCCUCUGUGAAUGUUAAAUCUGAACGUCUCUGUCCGUCAGAUGAAGUCGUCUUGAAGUUUGAGAGGGCGAAGGUCAGAGCGAGGAACGUCGCCUACGACACACUACCCAUCGUUAUCCAUGGCAACGGACCCACCAAGCUGCAGCUGAACUACCUGGGGAACUACGUGCCCACAGCCUGGACCUUCGAGAACGGCUGUGGGAUCUGCGAUGACGACCUGCUGCUGUUCAACGACACGCCUGAUGAGGAGAUGCCCCUGGUGUAUGUCGCCGUGUUCAUCGAACGCGACCCCUUCAUGGAGGAGUUCUUGGAACGGCUGACGACGCUCAACUACCCGAUGGCGAGGAUCCGCCUCUUCAUCCACAACAACGUCGUGUACCACGAGCGUCACAUUCAGAAGUUCUGGGAGCGCCACCGGGCGCUGUUCCCCAACGCCCGGCUGGUCGGACCAGAGGAGAACCUGCAAGAGAACAAGGCCAGAGACAUGGCAGUCGAGGCGUGUAAGAAGGAUCCGGACUGUGAUUACUACUUCAGCAUUGACUCUGACGUGGCCUUGACGAACCCCGACACGCUGAGGAUACUAAUCGAGGAAAACAAGUCAGUAAUAGCGCCCAUGUUGUCCAAACAUGGGAAGCUGUGGAGUAACUUCUGGGGCGCUCUGAGUCCUGAAGGAUACUACUCCAGGUCUGAAGACUACAUCGAGAUCGUCCAGGCAAAGAGGAUUGGUCUGUGGAAUGUCCCGUACAUCACUCAGGCCUACCUGAUCAAAGGCAGCGUGCUGCGGUCCAAACUGUCCCAGGUGAGCCUGUACGUGGCGGAGAUGGACCCUGACAUGGUGUUCUGCAGGAGCAUCAGAGACCAGGGAGUCUUCAUGUUUGUGUCAAACCGCGACGAGUUUGGCCGUCUGGUGGCGUCGGCCAACUUCAACACGUCCAGGCUGCACCCGGACAUGUGGCAGAUCUUCGACAACCCCGUGGACUGGAAGGAGAAGUAUAUCCAUGAGAACUACACCAAGAUCUUUGAAGACCAGAAGACCUUCGUGGAGCAGCCCUGUCCAGAUGUUUACUGGUUUCCAGCCUUCUCAGAGAAGAUGUGCGAUCAGCUGGUGGAGACCAUGGAGCACAACGGUCAGUGGUCCGGAGGAUCACACAAGGACGAGCGUCUGGCCGGAGGGUAUGAAAACGUCCCAACUGUGGACAUCCACAUGAACCAGAUCGACUUUGAAAAGGAGUGGCUCAAGUUCCUCAAGGACUACAUCGUCCCCGUCACCGAAAAACUCUAUCCUGGCUAUUACCCCAAGGCCCAGGCCAUCAUGAACUUUGUGGUGCGUUACCGUCCUGACGAGCAGCCGUAUCUGCGGCCGCAUCACGACUCCUCCACCUUCACCAUCAACAUCGCCCUGAACAGGAAGAACGUCGACUACGAGGGUGGAGGCUGCAGGUUCCUGCGUUACGACUGUAAGGUGGAGUCUCCCAGGAAGGGCUGGUCCUUCAUGCACCCGGGCCGCCUGACGCACUACCACGAGGGUCUGCCCACCACCAAAGGAACCAGAUACAUCAUGGUGUCCUUCGUGGACCCCUAAGACUGACUGGGACUGUGUGAGUGUGUUGAAGAGCCUUCCUGGUCACGGAUCGGUCGACCAACCAACCACUUCAACUGGUCUACUCUGUGUGUGUGUGUGUGUGUGUGCGCUUGUUUUACUGUAUUCAUGGGGUCCAAAAACCAGGGACCCACUAUACUUGUGGGGUCAGGCAGCUUUGUAGAGACCAAAAUGCUGGACCCUACAAGUUUAGAGGGCUGUUUGAGGGCCAGGACUUAGUUUCAGGGUUCAGGUUUGGGGCCCCAUGAAGAUAGUGACACAACGCUGUGUGUGUGUGUGUGUGUGUGUGUGUGUGUGUGUGUGUGUGUGUGUGUGUGUGUGUGUGUGUGUGUGUGUGUGUGUGUGUGUGUGUGAACAUUAGUCAACCUCAUCACAGAUACGGCGGCGGAUUAGACGUGAUGACCGUGAAUGCAUCGUCUCAAGACUUCUUAUUUCAUUUUAAGUUUGUCUUUCUGACUUCUGAUUGGACGAUCCAGCCCCACCUGCUUUCACACCUGACGCGCCUUCCCCUCUGACCCGGCUUUGCACGACCUUCAGCGGGGGUCAGACGCAAGACCCUGAACGCACCGUCGCAGGACUUUUCAGAAUAAGAGUCACUUUAUUUAGCCUUCAUUUAGUGACGAGCAGAUGUGCAUUUCAAAAUAAGAGUCACCGUGCUGCCUUAUCUCACGACACUACCUGAAUCUAUGCAAGCAGAACGCACUCCAACUGUGUGCGUGUGAACGACCAUCAGCUGUUACACUCCGUCAGAUGUUUUUGGCCUUUAAGAGUUUGAUUUCCCCAAACAGUUAAUGUGAAGUAAAGUGAGGAUCAGACGAGACGCUUUGAAAACAUUAAAGGCCUUUUAUAUCUCUGUAUUUUAUUCUUCAGCUUUAGCUGUUUAAAUCCAUUUCUUUGUCUUUCCAUCAUGUAGUUGAAUAUUUUUUUUCCCCCAUCGUCGCGGUGUGAACCCGUAGGUUCCUCUCAGUAUUUCUCUGUAUUUAAAAAUGUUUUGAUGAUUUUUGAGGAACGGUUCCUUAAGAACGGGACUUACGAGGUUUCCACCCGACGCUGCCUUCAGUUUUCUGUCGAUACGAGGAGUCAGCGCUCUGGCUUUGUACAAACUGCAUUAAAUUAUUUGUUAAUGACUGAACGAAUAAAGUUUUGAGAUUUUAAUAAAUAAGUUUUCUGUCACAGCA